This is a messenger RNA of Vairimorpha ceranae, 150 nucleotides long. RefSeq lists its product as hypothetical. Lineage: Eukaryota; Fungi; Microsporidia; Nosematidae. The coding region runs from base 1 to 150 and encodes 49 amino acids. The transcript has a single exon. The record is from RefSeq and is a predicted model, not a curated record.
AUGUUUUUUUAUUUUUGUGGGUCGUUUAAAAAAUUUAAAAAAGUUGUUAUAACUGCCUUUUUUAUAAGCAUGCAUUUUAUCUUUUUGAAUGUUUUACUUAUAAAUAUUAAAAACGUGUCUAAAGAUGGGAAAUCUACACACAGACCAUGA